GAGACACUCGCAGUGAUUGGGGUCACGAUGGUAGCGUGGCUGGCCAAGAAGGCCGGCAGGAAUUACCCCAGCCGCCACGCAUGAAGUGUUUGGUGCUUCGCCUCCUCUCGACACGGCCCUCUGGGGCUCUGAAUAGACCCAGAGCGCUGUGGAGGGGCUGCCGCAUGUCACUGCUGCGCUCGUGGGCGGUCCCGAGGCCAGGAACGAGAUCACUACUGAUGCCCACCGGCCCUCAGCGGCGUCCAAGGCGCGCUGGCACACGACGGAGGCGAUUCAAGGGCCGGAGGUGGCGAACACGGCCCACUUUUGCCCACACCGGGGCCUGCCAUUGGCCUGCGCGCCCGCCGAAAGAGCGCAGCGGGUGCAGCUAAGUGUCCGUGCGAUCCUGCCCUGGUCUGUGCGCACUCUGUCGCAUUUGAAAGGGCAGCAGCCCUCAGCCCACCUUCCGUCGCUCACCAGCAUCCUGUGUCUCCGCCGACCACCUUCACAUCACGAUACAUCCCUCCGUACAUACCGACUUCUCCCCCCUUCGCUCGCCCCCUCCGCUGCC
Molecule: messenger RNA, 550 nt
Organism: Trematosphaeria pertusa
Lineage: Eukaryota; Fungi; Ascomycota; Dothideomycetes; Pleosporales; Trematosphaeriaceae
Exons: 1
Coding region: 81-371 (96 amino acids)
Source: RefSeq, a predicted model, not a curated record